Messenger RNA from Pichia membranifaciens NRRL Y-2026, 1335 nucleotides. RefSeq lists its product as hypothetical. Gene Ontology annotation, cellular component: mitochondrion. Gene Ontology annotation, molecular function: oxidoreductase activity. The transcript has a single exon. The coding region runs from base 87 to 1178 and encodes 363 amino acids. The record is from RefSeq and is a predicted model, not a curated record. Lineage: Eukaryota; Fungi; Ascomycota; Pichiomycetes; Pichiales; Pichiaceae.
GAACCUCAACUGCCUUCUUCAAAAGCCCAUUGACAAGUCUUUUAUCCAUAACAAAUAUCAGAAAAAGACCAACAGACAGCAAAAUAAUGUCAGACACGCUUGAUAUAACUGAGAAUAAACUCAAGGUAACAGCUAUUACCUAUGAAAACGGUUCAUCCCCUUUAAAAGUUAGUGAAGUGGAUUUACCUGUUCAAGAGAAGACGAUUGUGAAGCCAACCGAAGUUUUAGUGCAGGUGAAGGCAACCUCUUUAAAUCCGGUGGAUACCAUUUUGAAGCAAUUCAGCAAUAGCUAUUUUGGGCCAAAACAAAAAAUCAUUGGAGGGGAUUUCUCUGGGAUUGUUGUGAAAGCCGGGGACAAGACAUCGCUCAAAGUUGGCGAUAAAGUGUAUGGGGAUCUGCUAACGUUGACAAAACAGGGAUCUUGUUCCAACUUUGUCAUUUUUGAACCUGAGAAAAUUUUAGUUUGCGAGAAGAUCCCGGAUAACAUGUCCUUUGAACAAGCCGCCUCUUUGCCUUGUGUAUCCAACACAGCGUUUCAAGCUUUGAAAAAGUACUCUGGAAAUUUGAAAGAUAAGAAUGUUCUGGUUUUAGGUGCAGGCACAGCUGUUGGUUGCUUUUCAGUCCAGUUUGCUCGUCAUUAUUUCGAAGCCGCCAACGUUGUUGCUACCUGUUCGUCCAAGUCAACAGAGAAAACCGAGAAGAGCGGAGCCACAUUAACUGUAGACUACACUAAGGGCGAGCAGUUCAAGUACGAUCAGCUUUUGGGCUUUGUGAAGUCUCAUGGCAAGUUUGAUCUCAUUGUUGAUUGUGUGAGAGACGAGAGCGUCAUGGAUCAUUUUGAUUCUUUGCUCAAACCAGCAACUGAACAGGGUGUUUUUGCGCAAGUUACUGGCUCUUAUUUGCUUGACUAUAGCGAUGUCAAGCUUUCCAACCUUUUACCUAGCUGGAAGAGAAUCAGUAGCGGUUUCAAAACCUCGUUUGGAUUUUCGAAAUAUGCGUACGCCCCAGUGAGAACUUCCCGGGAUGCUGAAUAUGGUUCAGCUAUUGCCAAGCUAUGGAAAGAAAAGAAGCUGGAAAUUUUCUUUGACUCCCAGUACGACGCCUACACUGGAUUCAAGGAGGCAUUCGACAGAGUAGCAUCUUGUUCGGCUCAAGGUAAAGUCAUUCUCAAAUUUUGAGCAUCUCUUCUCGGAGUUGAGUUUACACCGCCGUGUUUUUUCUCCGUGGACACUUUUUUUUUCUAAUAGCAGUAGGUUUGUUUUGUUUUCCUUUGCCUCUUCAAGGCAUCUUGAUUUUCGUUUUCUAACAAGCUAAAACGUUUAACUCUUUUUGUUG